Molecule: messenger RNA, 2025 nt
Organism: Phyllopteryx taeniolatus (common seadragon)
Lineage: Eukaryota; Metazoa; Chordata; Actinopteri; Syngnathiformes; Syngnathidae
Gene: gnai1
Product: guanine nucleotide binding protein (G protein), alpha inhibiting activity polypeptide 1
Exons: 10
Coding region: 333-1397 (354 amino acids)
Biological process (GO): adenylate cyclase-modulating G protein-coupled receptor signaling pathway
Cellular component (GO): heterotrimeric G-protein complex
Molecular function (GO): G-protein beta/gamma-subunit complex binding; GTP binding; GTPase activity
Source: RefSeq, a predicted model, not a curated record
UUUAGUACGCAUUGUGCCGGAAAACGCCGGAAGUGUGCCUCGUCGUCCGCCGUGCGGUGUUCGUUGGCUCCUCCUCCCGCACGCAUUUCAACUGCCGCCGCCGCCACGGAUGGAGCCGAGCGUCGAGAGGGAGAGGCACCACCGAGGAUUUGCCAGCCCGUCAAAUUAGCGCCCAUCUCGGCUACGACCUGCCCGCCACCUCGGCGCUGUGAACGGUAGAAAAGUACAACUUCCGCCUCCAACACAUCGACUGGCGUGUGUGAGCUGGCAGAGUGGGAGAUCAUUUUAACCGUUUCAUGCGGGUCCAGUGAAGCCAUUUUAGCCGGUCGAGGAUGGGCUGCACGCUGAGCACGGAGGACAAGGCGGCGGUGGAGCGGAGCAAAAUGAUCGACAGGAACCUGAGGGACGACGGCGAGAAGGCGGCCCGCGAGGUCAAGCUGCUGCUGCUCGGUGCCGGCGAGUCGGGCAAGAGCACCAUCGUCAAGCAGAUGAAGAUCAUCCACGAGGCGGGCUACUCGGAAGAGGAGUGCAAGCAGUACAAGGCGGUGGUCUACAGCAACACCAUCCAGUCCAUCAUCGCCAUCAUCAGAGCCAUGGGCCGCCUCAAGAUCGACUUCGGCGACGCCGCCAGAGCCGACGACGCGCGGCAGCUGUUCGCGCUGGCGGGCUCGGCCGAGGAGGGCUUCAUGACCGCCGAGCUGGCCGGCGUCAUCAAGCGGCUGUGGCGGGACGGCGGCGUCCAGGCCUGCUUCGGACGCUCCCGCGAGUACCAGCUCAACGACUCGGCCGCGUACUACCUGAACGACCUGGAGCGGAUAUCGCAGGGCGCGUACAUCCCCACGCAGCAGGACGUGCUGAGGACCCGCGUCAAGACCACCGGCAUCGUGGAGACGCACUUCACCUUCAAAGAUUUGCACUUCAAGAUGUUCGACGUGGGCGGUCAGCGGUCGGAGCGCAAAAAGUGGAUCCACUGCUUCGAGGGCGUGACCGCCAUCAUCUUCUGCGUGGCGCUCAGCGACUACGACCUGGUGCUGGCCGAGGACGAGGAGAUGAACCGAAUGCACGAGAGCAUGAAGCUCUUCGACAGCAUCUGCAACAACAAGUGGUUCACCGACACGUCCAUUAUCCUCUUCCUCAACAAGAAGGACCUGUUUGAGGAGAAGAUCAAGAAGAGUCCGCUCACCAUCUGCUACCCGGAAUAUGCAGGCUCCAACACGUACGAGGAGGCGGCGGCCUACAUCCAGUGUCAGUUCGAGGACCUGAACAAGCGCAAGGACACCAAGGAGAUCUACACGCACUUCACCUGCGCCACCGACACCAAGAACGUGCAGUUUGUCUUCGACGCCGUCACCGACGUCAUCAUCAAGAACAACCUGAAAGACUGCGGCCUCUUCUGAGGGCGGCGGAUGCGCGCUUCGCUUCUCGCGCCGGGUGGCAUUUCGGUCGGGGGAACGCCGACGGGGCGGAGAGAGGGCGUUCCCGGAUGCCCCCGCCCGCCUUCCCGUGCUGUACAGUAACGCCACUUUUAACAGCUUUAUUUAUGUUUUUUCUCUCGGGACAUUUUGAGUCGGAUGUUUGUUUUGUAGUCAAAAUGGCCGGCUUUUAUUUUUUCUGUUGUUUUUGGACUUUUGGGAGGAGAAAGAUCCGGUCAAGGAAAGUAUCCGACCUUUUGCGUCGGAAAAAGGCGACCGACGCGUAGCCCCUCCCCCCCCCAACACACGUUCGUCCACUCGUGACAUUGUUACAAUCACAUCAGGGGUUCUGCUUUUGAAACGCUGUUUAAAAAAAAAAAAAAAAAAAAAAAAGUCCAUUUUCAAUUGGCACAUUUUCUUGUAUAUUUGACUGGGUUUUUUCGGUCGCGAGGAGCCAUUUUGGUUUAUUUCCCUGUGGACGGGCAAGCACACAAGAUGGCGGAGGUUCUGCCACGCGAGCGUCGGCAUUGCCCCCCCCCCGACCCCCGCGAGGAGGGAUACAUCACUGCACCUUUGUAGACCCUUAUUUUGAUAAUAAAAAUACAAGAAAACA